AUGGCUGCCUUGGCCGACGACGCCUCGUUUCCCUGCUCCAUCUCCCUGCAGGUCCCCUUUCCCACCGACCGCCUCGCCUCGACGGCCCUGCGCGCCAUCGAGGUCGACCCGGAGCUGUCGCCGCUCGUGCGCCGGCACCUCGCGCUCGCGCCCGCUGACCCGCGCGUGCUGCGCGUCGACUACCGCGCCGCGACGAACCGCAUGCUGCGCGUGGCGGUCAACUCCUUCAUGGACAGCCUGGGCCUGGUCGUCGAGGUCAUGGAGCAGCUGGACGAGGAUGUCUUGGCGAAUCCGCCGGCGGAAGCGGAAGCGCAGUGA
This is a messenger RNA of Cordyceps fumosorosea ARSEF 2679, 318 nucleotides long. RefSeq names its product Transcription factor Pcc1. Gene Ontology annotation, cellular component: EKC/KEOPS complex. Lineage: Eukaryota; Fungi; Ascomycota; Sordariomycetes; Hypocreales; Cordycipitaceae. The transcript is spliced from 2 exons. The record is from RefSeq and is a predicted model, not a curated record. The coding region runs from base 1 to 318 and encodes 105 amino acids.